Molecule: messenger RNA, 1218 nt
Organism: Fusarium keratoplasticum
Lineage: Eukaryota; Fungi; Ascomycota; Sordariomycetes; Hypocreales; Nectriaceae
Product: EXS domain-containing protein
Exons: 2
Coding region: 1-1218 (405 amino acids)
Cellular component (GO): membrane; cytoplasm
Source: RefSeq, a predicted model, not a curated record
AUGGAUGGCGAUCCCGCUGUUGAUCCGGAGCUUGACUCCUUCAGCUUGGCUUUCCCUCUGCCAUACCGUGUCGGCUUCAUCGCAACUUUGGCCGUCUGGGGAUGGGGCUUGAACCUCCACUGCCUCUAUCUCUUCAAUGUCGACGUUCCGCACCUUAUUCGAUAUCCCGGCCGAUCAUCGCCGCAACACAUUCCGCAUCAUGGCUCGACCUAUCGCCUCGCCAUAGCUCUGUCCGCAUUGUUCAGCCUGUCGAUAACUCUGUUCUGGCUGUGUACGUGGGGCAUUCCGGAGCGCGUCAUUGCCUACGGCUGGAUGCCGCUGUCCUACCUCUUUGCACUGGUUGUGCUGUUCGUUGUUCCGCUGAGGAACCUUCCUAGUGGCGGCAGAAGGAGGUUCUUGGCUACCCUGCGGCGCGUUAGCAUUGGUGGGCUAGCCGAAGCCCAAGACGGCAAGUUCGGGGACAUCUUGCUCGCCGAUGUUUUGACAUCGUACGCCAAGGUCUUUGGGGACCUGUUCGUUACGUUGUGCAUGUUCUUUUCAGCACAGGGUUCGUCGACUAAGAGACCCGAUCGCAACUGCGGAGGAACAGUGAUUGUGCCGCUCAUCAUGGGGUUGCCGAGUUUGAUUCGAUUCCGACAGUGCUUGAUUGAGUACUAUCGUGUCCGAAGGGCACCAUACAAGGAGUCGACGGGUUGGGGCGGUCAGCACCUGGCCAACGCCCUCAAGUACUCGUCGGCAUUCCCUGUGUUGAUAACCAGCGCCUGGCAGAGGUCCGUGGAUGACCCAGACUCCAAGGCCGUCCUCCACAAGGCAUGGAUCGUUGCUGUGCUGAUCAACUCACUCUACUCGUUCUACUGGGACGUGACCAAGGAUUGGGACAUGACCCUCUUCGCGUCAAAGCGAGACCGCGAAUCACCACAUCACCCGUUUGGGCUGCGAGACAGGUUGGUCUUCAGGGUGCCCAACCUCUACUAUUUUGUGAUCGGCAUGGAUUUGAUGCUGCGGUGUACAUGGUCGAUAAAACUCAAUAGCCGCCUGGACAAGUUCAGCGACCUGGAGGGAGGGAUAUUCCUCAUCGAGUUUCUCGAGGUGUUCCGACGAUGGGUGUGGAUCUUUUUCCGCGUCGAGACGGAGUGGAUCAGGAAUUCCUCCACCGGCCUCGGGAUCGACGACAUUCUUCUUGGAGACUAUCAGGGCAAGGACGACGAGGAGGAUUAA